AUGCAAUCAUCCAAUGAUUUCAGGGAUCUAGGGAACAAUGAAUUCACUGGUGAAUUGCCUCCAAGCUUUAAGGAACUGAAGAAAUUGUGGAGUUUUGGUAUUAGAGGGAACAACUUCGCGGGACCAAUACCCAAAUACAUUGCCAACUGGGAAAAUCUUGAACAACUGGGGCUAAUGGGGAACAAUUUUGAAGGACCUCUUCCUACGGGUAUUACAUUAUUAACAAACCUUACCUACCUGGCAGUUAAUGGCUUAACUGCAAGCCCCAGAAGAGGAAAAAGCUUUACACUCCCAGAUGUCACAAAGAUGACCUCUUUGAAUAGCUUGACCCUAAGGAAUUGUUCACUCACUGGUCCAAUUCCGGAUAUUAUCUGGCAGUUACCAUCGCUAUCAUAUUUGUAA
Ilex paraguariensis (yerba mate) is the source of this 402-nucleotide messenger RNA. NCBI's taxonomy places the organism in Eukaryota, Viridiplantae, Streptophyta, Magnoliopsida, Aquifoliales, Aquifoliaceae. The record is from the annotation of a GenBank genome assembly.